AUGUCCACCGACUUCGAGCGGCUGUCGCUGAACUCCUCGGCUAACUCCACGGUGUCGGCGAGCGGCUCGGGCGGGCGCUCGCUCUCGUCCAACGUGAGGAAGCUGCAUAACGCUCUGAACGUUUUACUCAGCGACUACGAGCGGGAGCAGUUCAUCCACUGCCUGAACGUCUACCACUCCAAGCGGAAUGUCUUCGACCUGGUGCAGACUCUGAAAGUGAUCCUGAACAGCCAGGAGAAGCGGCAGUUGCUGCCUAUGCUGCGGCUGGUCAUCCCCAGGUCGGACCAGCUGCUGUUUGACCAGUACACCUCGGAGGGACUGUACCUGAAAACCGAGCUGCUCACCCCGGGCUCUGACAGCCGCCAAGCCCGCUCCGCCGCUGCCAGCCACCUCCAUCAAUUAGACUCCCAGGUCUCCAGACAAGUGCAAGUCAAUUUCAGCACCGAAAAACGGACAGCUCCUCCCUAUCCAAGCUUGGUAAUGAAAGAAAAUUGUGGAGAGAUCAGGCAGGUGACACUGAAAAGAAACAAAACAAAUGAAGGUUUGGGUUUCAGCAUCCGAGGAGGAGCUGAGCAUAGGGUCGGCAUCUAUGUGUCACUUGUUGAACAAAACUCAUUGGCUGAAAAAGAAGGGCUUCGAGUAGGAGAUCAGAUCUUGCGAGUGAAUGACAAGGUGUUUGAUAAAGUUACCCAUGGAGAAGCUGUUAAGGUAAUUGUCCAAUGUUCCUCUAAACCUUAUGGCAGGGCAGCAACCCACAAGGCCAAACACAAUACCUCCCCUUUAAAUUACCACAACGGUAUGGUGCUGAAAGGUUCCAAAAAGUUGAUUCUGUCUGUGCGCUCAGUUGGCCGUAUUCCAGGAGGCUACAUCACCAACCACGUCUACACUUGGGUGGAUCCACUGGGCCGCAGUGUUUCCCCACCACCCAACCUACUCGAACACAAGAGUAACACACCGCAGAGGAAGGAGAGCGAAAAGAUGAGUAAUCUUCAACUACUCCAAGAUGGAGAUGAGAAGAAGGUAAACCUUGUCCUUGAUGAUGGGAAGUCAUUGGGCCUGAUGAUCCGAGGUGGUGCUGAAUAUGACUUAGGAAUUUACAUCACAGGAGUGGACCAGGGAUCUGCAGCAGAAAGUACAGGACUGAAGGUUGGAGACCAGAUUAUAGAGGUGAAUGGCAGAAGUUUUCUCAAUAUUCCCCACGAUGAAGCUGUGAAAAUUUUAAAGUCUUCACGACAUCUCAUGAUGACAAUAAAAGAUGUUGGGAGAUUGCCUCACACUCGGACAGUGGUGGAUGAGACUAAGUGGAUUACAGGCUCAGAGCUCAGUGAGACAGCUGCCUUUAGUGCCUCUGCAGGGUUUGCUGGAGAAGAUGUUGGGAAGGCCACCACUAAGCCUACAUUUUACAAAGCAUUGGCUGGGUCACAGGUCAUGCUGAGCAGCUUAGUGAACCAGGCACGUGCCAUGCUGGAUGAACAAGCCCGGCAUCUACUUAAUGAACAUGAGCGAAAAACUAUGGGUUACUAUCUUGAUGAGUACAAGGAAAACAAUGUAACUGUUCAGGCUCUGGUUAUGGCCCUUUUCGAACUCCUAAACACACACGCAAAGUUCUCCUUGCUAACAGAGGUUCGAAGUGUAAUCUCACCUCCAGAUCUGGACAGAUUUGAUAAUAUGGUGUUGAAACGUGAGAUUGAGUCAAUGAAAGCUCGCCAGAAUUCCAGCACAGGCACGGAUUCCUACUCUGUCGUGUCUUAUGGAGACACAGCCUCAUCCUCCGUUAGUUACUUCACAUCUACAACUCUCAGUUCAGCCCGGAAUGACACAGAUCUUACAGGAACAAAUGACCAACUGGAAGGAGAUAGUGGAAAUUUGCCAGACAUCUCUCUUGAUAAUGUGCAGCCCUUCACUGACAACUCAUCAAACUAUAGGCCUCUUCAACCUGAGUCCAGUAAUCCAGCCUCUUCACAGCAAAAGACAAUCGGAGACAGACCAAAACGGAGCUCAUCAGAGUCAUCACACUCAGGCCUUUUCUUCACAGUACCUCACAGUCCUUCGUUAACCACCACAAUCAUCGAUACGGAUUCCACAAGUGAUGGUUAUUCUCUUGCUUCUGCCUCUGUUGUUUUGACAGAUGAGUCUGUUUGUACAGUACACACUAAAAACUUAAAAACUCAAACUAUGAGUGGUGAGGCGACAGCCCAGCUGUCCCGUGUCAACCAGCAUAUCAUCGGACCCUUUCCUAGAGUUAAGUCUCCAACACAGUUGUUGUCUAAUGCCUCAGAGUGUUUCUCACCAUCUCAUCCAAAUCCACCUCCAUAUAAUCCAGGCCUCCUUCCUCCGGGGUCAACAGAGAAGCCACACCCACGGUUAGCAGCAGCCAAUCAGCACUUUGUAAUGGUAGAAGUGCAUCAGCCAAACAGUGAACCUGAUGUCAAUGAAGUUAGGGCAUUACCACAGUCUCGAGAAAUUAUGCCACUGUUCCCACCAGCUGCUGCCCUCUCCCAGUUAUCUGACAGUGGGCAAACUCUCAGUGAGGACAGUGGGGUUGAUGUUGGUGAAAUGGGUGGCAACAGCAAAGACAGCAGUCCCGUUCCUGCGAAGGGAAAAAUCACCAAGGACACGCCGAGAAAUGAACCCAAACCAGAGGCCGUUUUAAAGCCACCUGGCUUACUGGAGCCAACCUCGGUGUUGGUGAGAGUCCCUAAAAGUGCACCCACUCUGGGCAUUGCCAUUGAAGGAGGAGCUAACACUCGCCAGCCAUUACCCCGAAUCGUUACCAUACAGGCUGAACCGGAACUUGGAGAUGCUAAGUUACUUGCUUAUGAGUGUCAGCAGCAGGAAAGAACUAAACAGAUAAGUUCUUUACAGAAGAAACAGAAGCAAGAUUCAGCAAGGAAGAACCAACAGUCAAUGGUAAAAUUUCAGACGCACUAA
Messenger RNA from Rhincodon typus (whale shark), 2931 nucleotides. It is a transcript of the gene whrna, whose product is annotated as whirlin a. Gene Ontology annotation, biological process: auditory receptor cell stereocilium organization; sensory perception of sound. The transcript is spliced from 15 exons. The record is from RefSeq and is a predicted model, not a curated record. Gene Ontology annotation, molecular function: protein binding. Lineage: Eukaryota; Metazoa; Chordata; Chondrichthyes; Orectolobiformes; Rhincodontidae. Bases 1 to 2931 code for a protein of 976 amino acids. Gene Ontology annotation, cellular component: stereocilia ankle link complex; photoreceptor inner segment; plasma membrane.